AUGGCAUACAGCGAGCCUCUUGUUGAAACUUGGGCUCUGUACGGCGUCUCGUCGGCCCUAAUCUUCCUGCGGAGUCUUUGCCGAUGGAGAAUGGUAGGCUUCCGUGGUUUCGAACCGGACGAUUAUUUGGUCUGCUUCUCGUGGGUCGUCUAUACUAUUAUGACUUACGCAGCCGACGUAUGUGAUCGUCAUGCCGACCUACACACUCUCACGCUUGCUCAAAGGCAGGAGAUGUCAGCCGAGGAGGCUGAGCCCUAUAUCAAGGUGACCAAAUGGUUUUGCGCUGGUGUAGCGACAUAUGUCGUCUUUGUCUGGUCACUCAAGAUCAACAUGCUGUUCUUCUUCCGGCGGGUUGUAAAGGGUCUUUGGGUUGAAAAGUUCAUUUUUCCAGUGAUGUGUCUGGUAGGAGUUACCUUCAUCAUCACCAUUGGCAUAUUGUUUGGAAACUGCCGUCCAUAUAGUCGGAUGUGGGUUUUUUACGAGGAUGAGGGAGCACUAUGCGAGCCCCAAGCGACGCUGUACAUGCUACCGACUCUUAUCAUGAACGUUGUAUCGGAUCUAUGUAUAAUGGCAAUACCCGCUCCGGUUGUCCUACCGGCGAAGACAACGCUCCCGCGCAAAAUAAUGCUAGUUCUACUAUUUUCUAGCGGCAUUUUCGUCAUGGUCGCGGCUAUUUUGAGAGUCACAGAAGUGUUGGAAAAGAACGGCGCUACGGCAGCGAUCUGGUCUUGCAGGGAAGACUUCAUCGCCGUGUUCGUUGGACAAGCUCCUAUAUGUAUGUACCAUGGAAAGUUUUUCGCUGUGUCUGAAUGCGGUCUCGGUACCGCUUCAUGCUAA
Molecule: messenger RNA, 837 nt
Organism: Cryphonectria parasitica EP155
Lineage: Eukaryota; Fungi; Ascomycota; Sordariomycetes; Diaporthales; Cryphonectriaceae
Exons: 5
Coding region: 1-837 (278 amino acids)
Source: RefSeq, a predicted model, not a curated record